This is a messenger RNA of Panicum virgatum (switchgrass), 1604 nucleotides long. RefSeq lists its product as uncharacterized. NCBI's taxonomy places the organism in Eukaryota, Viridiplantae, Streptophyta, Magnoliopsida, Poales, Poaceae. The record is from RefSeq and is a predicted model, not a curated record. The transcript has 4 exons. The coding region runs from base 1 to 1092 and encodes 363 amino acids.
AUGGCGGCGAGCGGCCUCGGCGGGAGGCGCACCUCGGCGGGCCGGUUUUUCACGUUUUUCACGUUAAAUGCUGUAUCAUGUUCAUAUUCUUCGCCGUUGUUUAUAUCACUCCGGCGCUGGUGCCGCCUCGUCUCCGACCGUCGCUUCCGCCGCAGGUUCCGCGAGUCCCACCGGCUCCCCCGAUGUUGGGGGUUUGUCUGCAACCUCACGGAUGACGACGGCGGCAACGAGGUCGCCCGCUUCGUCCCCACCUCCUCCUUCCGCCCGCCCGUCGCCGACCACCGCGGCUGGCUCGCGCUCGACGCCCGCCACGGCCGCGUCCUCCUCUGCAGGGAGCCCGGAUCGGACCUCGUCGUCUGGGACCCCAUGACGGACGAGCGGCGGGAGCUGCCCGCGCUGCCGCUGGACGACCCCUGGCCCUACAUCUGGAAGGCGGCGGUGCUCUGCGCGGCCCACGGCGCCUGCGACCACCUGGACUGCCACCACGGCCCCUUCCUCGUGGUCUUCAUCGAUGUAAUCGCCGAGCAGAUAAUUGUGUACGUCUACUCAUCGGAGGCUGGCGCCUGGAGCGAACCGACCAAUGGUCCCGACUUCCUGGAGUAUUUUCCCAAUAGGGCGCGCACUGCCCUUGUAGGGAAUGCACUCUAUUUUGUGCUCGAAGAGACCAGUGGCAUUCUCAAGUAUGAUUUGGCCGCAGGAGAUUCGUCUUUUAUUGAGAUAUCUGGAGGCUAUGCAAACUUUGCAGUGCUCAUGACGAUGGAGGAUGGUGAAUUGGAAUUUGCAAGAGUGGAGUCCAGUCUCUUCGUCUGGGAGAUGGAGGAGGUUGAUCCAGAGGGAGAUGAUGGAUGGCUCAGAGUCAUUGAGCUCGAGAUGAUGCUCCCUGAUGAUGCCCUUCCAAUGUUAUCUUAUUUUCUUGGCCUUGUACAUGGCAUUGGACUCUUCUACGUGGGGACCGAUGAUGGUUUAUUCACUAUGGAUCCAAAGUCCAACCAGGUGAGGAAGGUAUGCAGUGAUAGUAAAAUCUGCAGUGCUGUUCCCUACAUGAGCUUCUACACUCCAGAUUUUUCUCAGUAUGGUUUAGUUCCUGUCUGAACCCAAAUUGCAAAUAAGGUGGCCCUGGAUGAUGAGUGAGGAGGCUGCCAGUUUCUGCAGUUGAAAUCUCCCGGCGAAUCCCUUUGCCUGAUGUCUUGAUGAAUCGGUAGUUGAGAAAACCAAUGCAAAGACGUCUUUACUGCCUGAAUCUCCUUGAGGUUCAACCUGUAGCCUGAAUUGCUAAAAUGUGUAAGAUGUAUCCUGGUAGUGAUGUUUAUGAUGCUAGCACCCAAUGCCUCCACAAAAUCAUAGAUGGUAUAACUGGGGCGUCUGACUCUUUAGGAUCUAUGAUUUUGCUGCUGGCACUGUUCUACUGGCCUUCUUGCUUUCAGCCUUUCUGUGUAUGGAUAGUUGGUGGUCUGUCGAAGGCUCGAAACUCUAAAGUUAGUAGAUUGUUAGCUGGUGUGAAGCUUUGUAGCUUCAGCUUGCAAUGAUAUCUGGGAAUGGAUAUAAUUUGUGAUGUAUGAAUGUUCCGCUGUUCCGGAAACUGCAGCAUAUAAAACUUAAAUGCU